Molecule: messenger RNA, 1197 nt
Organism: Saprolegnia diclina VS20
Lineage: Eukaryota; Oomycota; Saprolegniomycetes; Saprolegniales; Saprolegniaceae
Exons: 2
Coding region: 1-1197 (398 amino acids)
Biological process (GO): transmembrane transport; carboxylic acid transport
Cellular component (GO): plasma membrane
Molecular function (GO): carboxylic acid transmembrane transporter activity
Source: RefSeq, a predicted model, not a curated record
AUGGUCAACAAGUUCUUCCUUCGCGGCCUUGGGUUCCUCAACGAUGCGUACGAUCUCUCGGUCAUCAACAUCAUCAACGUCAUCUUGGAGCACCAGUACGGCAAGAGUGUCUUCGACUCCAACAUGAAGUCGAGCGUCUCGACGUCCGCACUCAUUGGCGCCGUCCUCGGUCAGCUCGUGUUUGGCGUUCUCGGUGAUAUUUACGGCCGCAAGAACUGCAUGGUGGCCACCUGCGCGCUCCUCAUCAUCGGUGGUAUCCUCUGUGCGGCAGCCUACGGCGGCUCGGACCUCGGUACGCUUUGGUUCCUCGUCGUCGCCCGUGGUAUCCUCGGUUUCGGUAUCGGUGGCGAGUACCCGCUCGCGGCGUCGUCGUCGUCGGAAGAUGCGACGUCGCCCGCCGACCGCAACCGCCGCGUCGCGCUCACGUUCUCGCUCCAGGGUGUCGGCUUCCUCAUUGCCGGCAUCAUGGGUCUCAUCAUGGUCAACGUGCUCGACGACACGCCGCAGCAGCUCGAGAUCAUGUGGCGCGUGCUCUUUGGUGUCGGUGUCCUCCCGGCGCUCUUCCUUGUCUACUAUCGUAUCACGGCCGAAGAGACGCACGUGUACAAGACGAUGCUUGCGGAAGAAGUGCACAUGAAGAAGAUUCGCUGGUCGUUCAUCCUCAAGCACUACGGCAAGAGCCUCCUCGGUACGGCCGGCACGUGGUUCCUCUUUGACAUUGUGUUUUACGCGCAAAACCUCUUUUCGGCCUCGAUCCUCUCGGUGAUUGGCGCCAACUCGACGCUCAAGACGAUCGCGCUCCAGAACGUCUUGAUCUCGCUCGUGGCGCUGCCGGGGUACUACGUCGCGUGCUUUUUCAUCAACAAGAUGGGCCGCAAGCUCAUCCAGCUCCAGGGUCUCACGUGGAUGACCAUCAUCUUCCUCGUGCUCGCCAUCUGGUGGGACUCGAUCAAGGGCCAAAGCGCGCUCUUCAUCAUCCUUUUUGGCUUGACGCUCUUCUUCUCCAACUUUGGCCCCAACAUGUCGACGUUCGUCAUGCCCACGGAGAUGUACCCGACGGCCAUCAAGAGCUCGUGCCACGGCUUCUCGGCCGCCAUGGGCAAGGCGGGCGCCCGGCUUUGGCUACGUCGGCACGUGGUACACGUUUGCCGGCAUCUGUUUGGCGGCGCUUGUCCUCACGUGGUUCUGCAUGUUUGA